Messenger RNA from Pseudo-nitzschia multistriata, 1748 nucleotides. Lineage: Eukaryota; Bacillariophyta; Bacillariophyceae; Bacillariales; Bacillariaceae. The record is from the annotation of a GenBank genome assembly.
CGUGAUACGAAUCAAGCCGAAAGAAACCACGRCAUUUGCAACAGCAAGAGCAACUUCGCACACCGCAACACACCGGUGGAUGACAAUCCGAUCCACGCGACCUGCAUACCUUCUUUUUGCUGUUUCCGCACCGCUCUUMUCGAUCCAAGGCGUCGCUUCCCUGCGUGGACCCGUUUCGCUUCCUGUCACCGAUACCUACCACCGCUGCUGUUCCUACCGUGCAACCCUAAGCAACGCGUGUAGCAAUACGCUGUUUGACAUGACAACAACCCCUCGUACUACUAUUACUACUGCUGCUGCUGCUGCGAAGACAUCUGGCAAGAGUUCGUCGUCCCCCACCAGCGUGGCGCAGCAUCUGCACCGCGAUUGGCACCUGCACCUGCAUCCGAUGGACGGCGAAUUCAACGAAUCGGAUUCGUUUUCGAUGCUCCUUCUCGACCCCCGGUCCUGCAUCCUCCGAGUCGGGGCCGAUGCGGGGCGGCUCUGUACCGUUGGGAACCAGAUGCUCCUGGACCAACGGUCGAACGCGAGCAGCGGAAUCGACCAAGCCGGUGGCACCAAAGAGACACCAACACUCAAAGCAACACCAACGUCUGCCUCUGGGGACGAGCAUCUGAUCCAUGCACUUUCCGAGCUCUUUGUGGAUCUAUGCUUCACGGCGCAGUCCCUGGGCCUGGACUGGGUCAARAGCAUACGCUCCAAGAUGGCACUGAACGCCAAAAAAUAUCCCGUCGAGCAUUGCAAGGUACGAGUGCGGAGCCAGAUGGUGUGCAUUGUGUGUUUGCCCUUGAUUGUGCUGCCUUGCUUUGUGUCGUGUCUUUUCGUUUCGUGUCGUUUACUUAGGUUUUUUUGGUCCAAUUGUUUCUGCUUUCUUUGUCAAUUCCCGAAUCUACUCUAUGGAUCYAACCCACCACUCUCUGGUCCAAAACAUUCUUUUCUCUUCUAUUUCACUCGAAACAAAACGAAACGUUCCAGGGAAAAUCCGGCAAGUACACYUCCUAUUCGCACCUCACGGGCAUCACGACCACCAACCAGUCCACCAUGGACUACGGCGACGACACAAAGGACGACGAUGGAAACGGUGAAAGCGAUGCAUGCAGCGACACCGACAMCGUCCACACGGCGUUGCGGUCUCUGGAGUCCUUUGCGGGCGAGCACCUCCCAACGCUCUCCGAGGACAUUCGGGAGUUUGCCGAGGCCCGGCUCUGGGCCAGGUACCACAAGCCCCGGAACCUCAUCCUGGCGCUCCUGGGGGAGGCCGGAGAACUGGCCGAAGUCCUCCAGUGGGACGGGGACGACGACGACGACGAAGGAGGCGCCGACACGAGGCCCACCAUCGAUCCUUCCACCCUCGACAAGCUGUCCCAGGARCUCGCGGACGUUUCCAUCUACGCGAUACGGCUCGCGACCGUGUGCGGCGUCGUCGGCGGGCUGGGGGACUCGUUGCUGGUCCGGGCCACCGGUCCGCCCACCAGGCUGUUCCCCGGGGAAUAGAAAGCACAGCAGGCCACGAGCGUCGUUUGGCGGAACCAAAACACCAAUCGAGAGCGAAGCACGGAAACCAAGGAACCUACUAUGGAAUCAUACAUGGCUGCCAAAGGGCAACAACAGUUGGUUUAUUAUACUAGGCACACGGACUCUUCCCAACAGGGUGAUAGCAACUCUCUUUCYGACACUUGCAAACGAUCACAAGUACAGUACGCAUUUUGGUUCUCCUGUGUUUACUACAUUAAACAUAUUGUAAUAUU